AUGGCAUCAAAUAAAAACAAACUUGCGUUCUUGUCGAUGCCGGCUCCGGCAUCAUAUGUUGCUGGUCUCGGUCGAGGCGCUUCUGGAUUCACAACUCGUUCAGACAUUGGACCUGCCAGAGAGGGUCCAUCUGCGGAAGUUAUUGCCGAGGCCCAAGCUAGGCGUGGUGAGGAGCCCGAAAUUGAUCCAGAACAAUUCCAAGACCCCGACAAUGAAUAUGGCCUAUUUGCUGGCACAACUUAUGAACAGGAUGAUGAGGAAGCUGACAAAAUAUAUGAUGAUGUUGAUCAGAAGAUGGACUCACGGCGUCGGGCACGCAGGGAGGCGAGAGAGAACGCCGAGCUUGCAAAACAUCGAGCUGAACGCCCCAAGAUUCAGCAACAAUUCGCUGACCUGAAGCGUGGUUUGUCUGUCGUCACCGACCAGGAGUGGGAAAGCAUACCAGAAGUUGGCAAUCUUACAAGGAAGAAGCGGCGAAAAGACGAAAGGACUUUCGCCGUUCCUGACAGCAUCAUCGUCGGUGACCGAUCCAAGUCUGAAUAUGAGAAUUCCUUGGACACUCGACAACAGCAAGCCAAUGGCUUUGAGACUCCUGCAGACACCGGUACCAUGACCAAUUUCGUCGAAAUUGGCCAAGCUCGUGAUAAGAUCUUGUCCUUGAAGCUCGAUCAGAUUUCUGGGACAGCCACUACAUCUGGUUCUGCUACCUCUGUUGAUCCCAAGGGAUACCUCACAUCACUCAAUAGCGUUGUUCUCAAGACUGAAGCUGAAAUCGGCGACAUCAAGCGUGCCCGCAUGCUGUUUGACUCGCUCGUCAAGUCGAAUCCUAAACAUGCUCCUGGUUGGAUUGCAGCUGCAUGUCUGGAGGAACACGCUGGACGUAUGGUUGCUGCAAGGAAACUCAUAAAAGCAGGUUGUGAACAGUGUCCAAAGAGUGAUGACGUAUGGCUUGAGGCAGCACGGUUACAUAAUAAUGACGAUGCAAAAGUCAUUCUUGCCAAUGCUGUUCAACAUGUCGGUCAGAGCGUCAAGAUCUGGCUUGCAGCAGCCGACCUUGAACAAGAUGCUAAAUCGAAGAAACGUGUCUUGCGUAAAGCACUCGAGAAUAUUCCCAAUUCUGUUCGGUUAUGGAAGGAAACUGUCAAUCUCGAGGAAUCAGCUACAGACGCCCGCAUACUCCUCUCCCGCGCCGUGGAGGUGAUACCACUUUCCGUCGAGCUCUGGCUCGCUCUUGCCCGUCUCGAAACUCCUGAGCGCGCCAAAGCCGUUCUCAACAAGGCCCGCAAGUCUGUCCCUACGUCGCACGAGAUUUGGAUUGCUGCUGGACGCCUGCUCGAGCAAGGGGCCACGGGCGACGACCCCGACAAGACCACAGAAACCAGAAACAAGGAGCUCGAGCUGGUGGACAAGACAAUCGAGCUUGGCGUCCGGCAGCUCCGGCAGCACCAAGUGUUACUCACGCGCGAGCAGUGGCUAAAGGAGGCGGAGCGAUGUGAGAGCGACGGCAGCCCGCGUACGUGCGAGGCAAUCAUUAAGGCUACAGUGAGUAUGGAGGUCGAGGAAGAGGACAGGUUGGAUACAUGGGUUAGCGAUGCAGAGAGUGCGGAGGCGAGGGGCAUGGUCGGGACUGCGAGGGCCGUGCUUGCGUAUGCGCUCAAAGUCUUUCCGGAUCAGCGGAACCUCUGGAGAAAGGCUGCAGAUUUGGAGAAGGCGCACGGCACUAAGGAAUCGCUCGAUGGAGUUCUCUCUCAGGCAGUGCACUAUUGCCCGCAGGCAGAAGUUCUCUGGCUCAUGUCAGCCAAAGAAAAGUGGCUGGCUGGAGACGUGCCAGCGGCACGUGAGGUCCUCGAAAAAGCUUUUAUCGCUAAUCCCGAAAGCGAACAAAUUUGGCUUGCCGCGGUUAAGCUCGAGGCCGAAAAUGGUGAACUGGGUGUCGCAAGGGAGCUACUCGUGCGUGCACGGACAGUUGCAGAUACUGAACGGAUCUGGAUGAAAUCUGCUGUAUUCGAGCGUCAGCAAGGGCAGUACGCUGCAGCACUUGAAACUGUCUCCACCGCCCUAUCUAAAUUCCCUAAGUUUGCCAAACUGUACAUGAUCCAAGGGCAGAUCCGCCAGAUGGAAAAGCAGUACUCCACUGCGCGUGCCUCAUACGCUGCAGGCCUCAAGGCUUGCCCGAAGGAGAUCACGUUAUGGGUGCUUGCGAGCAAGCUGGAGGAGCUUGAUGGAAAGAGCAUCAAAGCUCGCGCAUUGCUAGAGAAGGGACGGCUCGUCAAUCCGGCAAACGAAAUCUUGUGGGCAGAGUCUGUUGGUGUGGAAGAGCGAUCCGGUGGAGCUGCACAAGCAAAAGCGAUGCUCGCCCGUGGCCUACAGGAAUGCCCAUCGUCCGGUCUCCUAUGGUCGAUGUCUAUAUGGGCUGAACCACGGCCGACCAGAAAAAGCCGCUCUGUUGAUGCACUGAAGAAAAGCAAGGAUAAUCCACUGAUCACAUGUACAGUUGCGCGUUUGUUCUGGACGGAAAGGAAGAUUGAGAAGGCGAGACAGUGGUUCUCGAGGAGUGUGGCUACAGAACAGGAUAAGGAUAUCGGAGACCAUUGGGGGUGGUGGCUUAAGUUCGAGCGCCAGCAUGGCACUCCCGAAUAUAUGGAGGAGGUUAUUAGGCAGUGCGUUGCUGCUGAGCCGCAUCACGGGCCUGUUUGGCAGGUCAUAGCGAAGGAUGACAAGAACGUUGGGAAGAGCACGAAGGAGCUACUUGCGAUGGUUGCGGAUGCGUUGCAAUGA
This is a messenger RNA of Suillus fuscotomentosus, 2778 nucleotides long. Its product is annotated as PRP1 splicing factor, N-terminal-domain-containing protein. The coding region runs from base 1 to 2778 and encodes 925 amino acids. The transcript has 10 exons. The record is from RefSeq and is a predicted model, not a curated record. Gene Ontology annotation, cellular component: catalytic step 2 spliceosome; U4/U6 x U5 tri-snRNP complex. Gene Ontology annotation, molecular function: protein binding. Gene Ontology annotation, biological process: mRNA splicing, via spliceosome; spliceosomal tri-snRNP complex assembly. NCBI's taxonomy places the organism in Eukaryota, Fungi, Basidiomycota, Agaricomycetes, Boletales, Suillaceae.